Molecule: messenger RNA, 966 nt
Organism: Saccharomyces mikatae IFO 1815
Lineage: Eukaryota; Fungi; Ascomycota; Saccharomycetes; Saccharomycetales; Saccharomycetaceae
Gene: PGC1
Product: phosphatidylglycerol phospholipase
Exons: 1
Coding region: 1-966 (321 amino acids)
Biological process (GO): glycerophospholipid catabolic process
Molecular function (GO): phosphatidylglycerol phospholipase C activity
Source: RefSeq, a predicted model, not a curated record
AUGGUUGAGAUUGUGGGGCACAGAGCCUUCAAAGCGAAGUAUCCUGAAAAUACUCUUCUGGCGUUCGAGAAGGCUUAUGCAGCUGGUGCUGAUGUAAUUGAGACAGAUUUGCAAAUGACUAGCGAUGGUAUGGUAGUGGUAAAUCAUGAUUCUGACACCGGUCGAAUGUGGAACAAGAACGUGGUGAUUGGAGAGUCAAGUUGGGAGAAAAUCCAGCAAUUGCGUUGUAAAAAGGAUGGGUCUCUAGCAAUGAUGACCCUGAAGGAAAUUCUGACAUGGGCAGUGUGCCAUCCUGGGGCCAAGUUGAUGUUGGACAUCAAGUUUACUAACGAGAAGAUUAUUAUGAUCAAGACUUUUGCUAUCAUGCUGGAGGUGAAGAAUGAUCUUAAGUUCUGGCAGGAGAGGAUCACUUGGGGGCUUUGGCUGCUAGAUUGGUACGAGUUUGGGAUUGAAACUGGUGUUUUGAAGGAUUUUAGAGUUAUCGUGAUAAGUCUGUCUCUGGAUAUCGCUUCCCAAUUUGUGGAGCGUUCUCUGGCGUUGAAUGAUCCUCACUAUAAACUUUUUGGUAUCAGUGUCCAUUUUGUAUCUUCGUGGACCAGUCAAUUUAGACUAAAAAUGUUGCCUUUGCUUAUGAAAAAUGACAUCAAAGUCUACUUAUGGACUGUCAACAAACCCGUAGAUUUCAAAUAUCUAUGCGAAUUGCCUAUACAUGGUGCUAUCACGGAUGAUCCGAUUAAGGCAAGAAAGUUAUGUGAUGGUCAUGCCGUGGCAAAGACACCCACUGCUGGGAAGAAAUUUGUUACACCCAGGCUGACAUCUGUGGAUGGGUUAAGAUUCCAUACUUUUAUCAAGGUUUAUAACAUCCUUUGCGCACUCUUAUAUUCAAAGUGGGUUCACGUUAAGUUAUGCGGUUGGUCUAUUGCUUAUGUGAUUUUCUUGUUUCUUCGGACAAUUCAUUUCCUUUGA